Messenger RNA from Adineta ricciae, 843 nucleotides. NCBI's taxonomy places the organism in Eukaryota, Metazoa, Rotifera, Eurotatoria, Adinetida, Adinetidae. The record is from the annotation of a GenBank genome assembly.
AUGACUCUACAAUCAGACGACUUCUCGUCGAAUGCCAGCUGUCAAUUAAUUCUCGCACCACCGAUUUUGUCACCGUCGAUCAUCUACGAUAUUAAGUCUAAUCUUUCACUUUUACAUCCAUUUAUUGAUGCUCCAUGUUGUUCUGACUUUUCCUGGAUGCUAGACCGGAUGAAAAGAUCAGGACGCCCGUCGAGUGCUACAGUUCCAAAGCCAACAUUGUUAUCUAUUGAUUCAACGGGCAGGUUUCUUUCGGCAAUGCAAUACAAGAGCAAAUUCUAUCGCUUUCAUCGAACUAAUCUGAGUCUGGAAGGUAUAUAUUCAUUACCGACAGGAUAUGUAUGUGCUAGUUCAAUCUACAAACGAGGUUAUAUUUUUUUUGGAUGCGAUACACCUCCGGCACUAAUGAUUUUCAAGGAAACAAAUUUAACUUCACCCUUGAUGCGAAUAAAUAUGACACAAUGGAUAAGAGGAGUAUCAUUUGCACACAAUGAUACAUUAAUGUUUGUUGCCGUUCAAGAAGGAGAUUAUGGCGUUUAUAUUUAUAAUAUCAUUUGGACACCAAAAAUAUUCGUGUCACUUGCUAAAACGUUUGCACCUAUCGUUGAUCAAAUGUGGACUAUACAUACAGUUAAUGAUAGCUGUGUACUAACAACAUUCUGGAGCAAUAAUGAACCUGUCUAUAAAAUUCAAUCACCUACGACGACGAGCAUGUCAUGUUUCAGAAAUUCCUUGCCGACUACGAAAGUAACGGGAUCGAACUCAUUGGGAGAAGCAGUAACCGAUCCUUGUGGUCGAAUUUGGGUUGUCGUUUAUGGGUUUGGAAUACGUAUCUAUGAUCAAUAA